UAAUCUGUAAUUAUAUACGAUAAGAAAGGUUUUCCACGUGGCUUUGUUUACGCGUCCUUCGCAACAACCGGAAGUAAUAUCCGCAUGAUGAUCACAUGAUGAAUUACAGCUGACGUCAUAUUUUGACAGCCAUGUCAAAGAAAGAGAAGAUGUAGAGUAUAGUAUUUAGAGAAGCCAGCAAUUGAAUUAUCUGCAUUAGGUUUUAUAAGGACACCAAUAUUAAGUAUUGAAUAUAGUUAGUAAUUUAAAGGUUUAUAAAAUGUCUGGUAAAUCCAAGCUGUUAAAGGUUGUUCUACUAGGAGAUGGAGGUGUGGGUAAAAGUUCCUUAAUGAAUAGAUUUGUCAGCAACAAGUUUGAUGCUCAGUCUUUCCACACGAUAGGUGUUGAAUUCCUAAAUAAAGAUGUGGAAGCUGAUGGAGAGCACUACACAAUGCAGAUUUGGGACACAGCGGGCCAGGAACGAUUUAAAAGUUUACGAACACCAUUUUAUAGAGGAGCUGAUUGUUGUUUGUUGACAUUUGCUGUAGACGACAUGCAGAGUUUUAGAAAUUUAUCUAUGUGGAAGAAAGAGUUUUUAUACUAUGCUGACAUUGAAGACGGGAAUAAUUUUCCUUUCGUAAUUCUGGCAAACAAAGUUGAUGUUGACAAUCGUUGCAUUCCGGAAAGUGAUGGGAAGGAAUGGUGUGCGAACAAUGGACAAACUCCAUAUUUUGAAACAAGUGCCAAAGAUUCAACAAAUGUAGAGGAAGCAUUCAAAGCUGCAAUAAGAAGGAUAAGACAACUAGAGGAAUUUGUAGAAAUGAAACCAUCACAUGGGAAUUCUGUAGACUUGCGUAAAAAAUCAAAAGCUCAACAGUCGGGAUGCUGUAAUUAAUUAUUUUUUUAUCUGAUUUUGAUAUUUGAAAUCAUUAAUACGUUUUUCAUAAUUUUGCUAUCACUAGGAAGCUUUUAUUUUUAAGAUACUUCUAUUGAUGAGAAGCAAUCUGCAAUGUAGUUGGUUUUAAUCAGACCAGGAAUGCUAUUAUUGUAUGUGCAUUCCAGAAUUCAUUUAGAAUUUAGAUACAAUCAUGGUAAUGCAAAUUCUUCUCAUGUUUUUAACUCAACAGGUUUUCCAUUUUAUAUGUCUUUAUCAACCCAGUGUUUAAGCAUCUCAUGGUAAGAUUAACAUGAUUAAUAAUCAUGAUUUUGUAUUUGUAAUUUUAUUUAUUGUUAUGCCCACCUGAAAUUUGUACAUUACAUAGAUAAUUAAGUAUUGGAAAUAUCAGGUUCUAAUAUUCAUCAUGAAUAUAACAUGUACAUGUACUACUAUAUCUAAAGCUUCAGAAUCCGAUGCAGGGAUACAUCUUUCUUUUGUUCAUAUAUACAAUCAUAUACCAUGUAUACAUGUAUUCAUGGUAAUAUUUAAACCAAUACAGUAACUAACAAUUAUUUAAACAUGACUAAUAUUGGAAUCAUUGAUAAAAUACUGGGACAUGUAUUCCAUUAGUUAUGUCUUUUAUGUAAUUUUUGUUUUUCCUAUUCCUUCUCUGAUUGGGGACAAAUCAUCGUCAAUGAUAGUCCUCUUUGUAAUUCACAGGUUUUCCUACUUGAGAUUGCAUGUAGUUUAUUUUUUGAAUGUGCUUGUUUAUCUGCAAAUUAUUUAAGGCGGUAGACCUAGGUUAAGGGAAAUAACUCUUAAAAUCAUCAGUACGUUUGAGUCAACCAUUUUCAAAAAUAUAUUCUAAGCUUCUAUGUUACAUAGAUUAUUUUCAAUCUGUUUCAAGUAAAUGCUUAAAAUACAUUGAUGAACUUGACUUUUACAAACGCUUAACUGAUCUAAAGAGUUAUCUCCCUGAAACAAGGUCUACCACCUUAAAACACAGAAAAAUUAAAGAUUUAUUCAAACAGGGUGGUAGGAUUAUUUUUGUUUAAACUGUAACAAUUAGUAUAAUUGCCACAUUAAUGUCAGUCACAAAUAUUUCACAAUUUCAUAAUCAGGUCAAAUGAAUUCUUUUUUCAUGUUAUGUUUAAUUAUGAUUCAUGUGUUGAAAUACCAAAUAUAAGUAAAGGCUUCCAUUUGUAUUUGAUUUACAUGAUAUAAAAAAGAAACAUUUGAAAAAAGUACAAUUGACCAUUGUGGUAAACAAACAACAACGAAAUUCAGCGUAUGUCAAAGUGUAAAUGUUAUAUUAUUAUAAGUUAUGUCAUUGCAUACUUUUUCUUUAAAGCAGAUGAUUAUAUAAACUUAUGAGUUAAUACGAUUGUUGAUUUUAUUCAUGUCUAAUCAAACUUAAUUGUUUGCUUAGAACUACAUGUACAUUGUAAUGCAUAAUUUUGUGUCAUUUAAAAUCAAGAAUUUGUUGUAUUUACGGUACAUUAAAAAUAUUUUAGAGAUACACUGAAAAAGUUGAAGUUCAAAGUAAAUGGUUUAUUACUAACUCUGUAACCAACAAAGGCAGAUUAAUGGGGGGGGGGGGACCAGACCAUAACAUAAUGUCUGCAUUAAUUUACAUGUCAGGGGAUCUUUACACAUGCCUGGACUUAACUUUAGACAGACCCAUGAAAAAAAGUUUUGAUUUCUUGUCUUGUCAAAUAAAAAUAAAUUCCAAAGUACAAUGUAUUAUGUAUCAUGGAAAUAAAUGUGUUAAACAUGUAUUCAAUAUAAAAACUAUGAAAAACAUCAGAAUUUUUUUGGAACAUUUUUUAUUGAAACAUGUGAAAUCUGGCAUGAAAUUAUUUUAUCAGUAAGCCCUAAGGUACUGUUUGGUUAAAUUGUUCAUUCACAUUAUUUUUAUUGGUACAUGCAAAUCUGUAUGGGCUCCAUAAACAACACAGGCUUUUGUCACUGAGAAAAACUUUACCCAUCUUUUUUGAAAGUAUAUGAAGUAUUUAGGUAAAACAAAAUUCAGAGACAAGUGCCUGUGAUAAACAAUAGUAUAUAUAAAAAGGCAUUAUGUUAUGGUGCUAACUAUGUAAUGUUCUUCAAGGUCUAACAAAUUAAUUGUAUUAUAUUAAAACUUUAACCUUAAAUUAAAGCUUAAUUUAUAUUUAAACAUGUGUUAUUAAAUCAAAUUGUUACUUUUUACCAUGCUUUGACAUUCAUACCAAAACAUUUGUAUUUUUAAAUUAAGCGCAUUAUAUAUGUUAUACAGAAAGACAAUUAUUCUGAACACAUAAAAAUUACAGUUCAGCGUUUUCAAAACAUGUAUCUUUGUCAUUUAAUCUCCAAUAACACAUGUCAGGUCUAAGGAGGACUAAGGGAGACUACAAUGUAUUUCACCAGACAAUGUAAGACAAAGAUAAUUUUUUUUUUUUUAAAUCACAAGUAGUGAAUUUAUAAGACUUUUUAUCUUACUUUUUUAAUGAAAUUUGUACAAGUCUUACAAUUUUAAUAUUUUAAAAAUGAUUAUAAAUAUGAAUUCAUGCCUUGUCCAGGCCAGUAAUACAACAUAUCUUCUACAUUAGAGAGGAUUUAUUUAUUAUCAGGUGAAAAAUUAAUUGUAAAAUGUUUUAAAAAACAUUUACUUGAUUAAGUUUACACCAUCAUGUAUAUCUAUAAGCUAACACUUCAUGUAUUAAUUAAUAAAUGUGUGUAACUCUUUAAAGGAUAGCUGAAAUUUGAUUGCAAAUGGCAGUGGCGGAUUUAACCCCCCUUUUUUUUUGGAUGAUCAAUGCAUUUAAAUGUUGACAUAAAGUUGGAACCCCUCUUUUUUUGGGAAGAUCAGUGCAUUUGAAUGUGGACAUAUAGUUCGAAACCCCCCAUUUAAAACUGGUUGGAUCCGCCCCUGAAUUUAAGGAAUAAAUAAGCUAGGAAAGAACUAAUCAGCUCAGUUUUAUUUAUAAGAUAGAAAAUGUACAUGUGCUUAUGUUUAAUUGUUACAUUAACAGAUUUAAAGACACGGUGGUGCAGGAUUUUUUUAAAGAAUAUCUGAUUGUUUUAAUUUAUAAUUAUGUAUUUGUUAUUCAUCUGCAUACAGUAAUUGGUUUGCAGAUGAGCAAAUGGUUGUACUAAAUCACUCGUUUCCAUGAACAUUUAUCUUCCCAUUUGUGUUUUUAUGAGAUCAAAUCCACUUUUCUUAUUGUUGCAUUAUUUUAUCAAAAACCUUGCUGUAUGUGUAUUUGACAAAACAUUGUUAAAAUAUAUUGUAAUAAAACAUAUGUGAUAUUA
Molecule: messenger RNA, 4147 nt
Organism: Mytilus trossulus (common blue mussel)
Lineage: Eukaryota; Metazoa; Mollusca; Bivalvia; Mytilida; Mytilidae
Product: ras-related protein Rab-9B-like
Exons: 3
Coding region: 260-874 (204 amino acids)
Biological process (GO): retrograde transport, endosome to Golgi
Cellular component (GO): phagocytic vesicle; late endosome; lysosome
Molecular function (GO): GTPase activity; GTP binding
Source: RefSeq, a predicted model, not a curated record